Aspergillus thermomutatus is the source of this 658-nucleotide messenger RNA. RefSeq names its product GMC family oxidoreductase. The annotation marks the transcript as partial. The record is from RefSeq and is a predicted model, not a curated record. Gene Ontology annotation, molecular function: flavin adenine dinucleotide binding; oxidoreductase activity, acting on CH-OH group of donors. Lineage: Eukaryota; Fungi; Ascomycota; Eurotiomycetes; Eurotiales; Aspergillaceae. The transcript has 2 exons.
AGCCACACGCUCCUCCAUCCCAGCCUGGGCUGAAUCCCUCGCCGCAUCCUCAUCCAACAACCUCAGCAGCAGCUCCAUCAGACGAAUCCUCACCCUCCAGCACACCCUCAUCUUCGAGUCCAACAUCACCAUCGCAGAAAUCCUCACCACAGCUUCCGGAACCACCCUCCUCUCAGCCUUCUGGCUCCUCCUCCCUUUCUCCCGGGGCAGCGUGCACCUCUCGUCCACGCAGCCGAAAGACAUAGACGCCCCGAGCAUCGACCCGAACUUCUUCCAGGUGGACUUUGAUCUCCAAGCACAGAUGGCUAUAGCGAAGCUCGCACAAUCGUUCUGGGAACAGGGACCGGUGAAGGAUUUGCACCCGGUUGCGAUUCCUGGAAAGGGGGUGGAGGGUAAUGCAACGGAUACCGAAUGGACGGCGUUCCUUAAAAACACUUUUGGGCCGAAUUACCAUCCGAUUGGGACGGCGAGUAUGAUGGCUCGGGAGCUGGGGGGCGUAGUCGAUUCGCGGCUCAAGGUCUACGGCACGGAGAAUGUAAGGGUCGUGGAUGCGUCGGUGAUUCCGCUGCAGGUGAGUGGGCAUCUCACUGCGACGUUGUAUGCGGUUGCCGAGAGGGCGGCGGAUAUGAUAUUGAAUAGAUUCAAUCGACAGGCUUAG